Culex pipiens pallens (northern house mosquito) is the source of this 1459-nucleotide messenger RNA. Its product is annotated as retinol dehydrogenase 12-like. The record is from RefSeq and is a predicted model, not a curated record. The coding region runs from base 297 to 1295 and encodes 332 amino acids. NCBI's taxonomy places the organism in Eukaryota, Metazoa, Arthropoda, Insecta, Diptera, Culicidae. The transcript has 6 exons.
CGCAGUCGGCGCGUAAAGAUCGCAAAUUCAUCGCGCGCGCAAUUUUUGUCUUUUUUCAAAUCGGAAGCAAAAAAAAAACAAUAACCACUGUUGGUGAGCAACGGAUUACAAAUUGAAGCCAAUUGAAACGUUACCCAAAAAUGAAGCAAAUUAGCCUUUUUGGCAGGUGUGUGCAGUAAAUCAACACUAAUUGAGAUGGUGUUAGAUAAGUGGUUGAAGUAAAACUCUGGUGAACAAAAGUGAAUAGAAAAAUUUCGAAUGAAUAUCGGAACCUGCCAGCAACAACCGGCAGCAAAAUGGCGCAGAAAAACGACGACAUGUUUAUGAUCACCAGCAUUUGCCUAGCCGCAGCCAUACUCAUCUUUGCGUUCGUGUACUUUGUAAGAAAAUUCUUCCAGGGAGGCCAGUUCAAGAACAAAGACAUCCGGUUGGACGCAAAGGUGGUCAUCAUCACCGGUGCCAACUCGGGCAUUGGCAAGGAAGCAGCAAUAGAAUGCGCGAAACGAGGUGCCCGCGUCUACAUGGGCUGCCGAGAUCCCAACCGGAUGGAGAAGGCCCGCCAGGAGAUCCUGGACAAGUCCGGUAGUCAAAAUGUGUUCGGGUUGGACCUGGACUUAGCGUCGUUUGAGUCAAUUAGGAAAUUUGUUCAAACAUUUUUAAGUAUGGAGCGAAGAUUGCACGUUCUAAUCAACAAUGCUGGUGUGAUGGCCUGUCCUAAGGAUUACACUCGGGAGGGUUUCGAACUGCACUUUGGCACAAAUCAUUUGGGGCACUUCCUGCUAACGAAUCUACUGCUGGAUGUGAUGAAGAGGACUACCCCCUGUGGGAGGAUCGUGACGGUGUCUAGUUUUGCGUACAAGUGGGGUAACAUCAACAAGGACGACAUCAACAGUGAGAAGGACUACCACGAGUGGGAAGCCUACACCCAGAGCAAGUUGUGCAACAUCCUGUUUACGAGACAUCUGGUCCGGAAGUUGCGGGGGACCAAGAUCACCACCUACUGUUUGAAUCCGGGGACGAUCAACACCGAACUGACUCGGUAUUUGAACCGAUGCAUGAUGAUCGCAGCGAAACCGUUCCUGUGGGUGUUCUUCAAGUCGCCCAAAUCCGGUGCCCAGACGACACUGUACUGCGCCAUGGAGCCCACCCUGGCCGGGGAAACCGGCAAGUAUUACAGUGACUGUAAGCUCAAGGAGCUGGAACCACACGCCAAGGAUGAUGCAAUGGCCGAGUGGUUGUGGAACAUCAGCGAAAAGCUGACGGGACUGAAUCAUCAUCACCAUCAUCACCGGUGAACAACAACAGCCAAUCGGCUGUCGGAAGGAAGUCAGCUUUUUGCAUCAGACCUAUAAAUUGUGUGCUGGUGGAAGGCCUCCGCCGUGCUGAGGUUACUCCACGCGUUUAUUUCGUUAUCGUUAAGGAACUAUUAUAAAGUCAAAGUAAAGCAAAACUCAAUAAA